AUGAAACUGGUGAUGGGUGCUUGGCUAGUGGGAGAAAACGUCCAAGCUCAUGGAAGUUUCUGUUUAAGCUGCGGUGGCCUGAGUUCAUUAACAGUGACGAACCACCUGCCGACUGGCAACAACUUUACUGGGAGAAGCAUCUGCAAAACUGAUGUAGCUAUGCGUCCCACAUUUAGUGGUCGGAUAAGUUCCAUUCAUGUAUCAGAUAAGAUAUUGAGAUACAUUUUUCAUGAAGAGCACACGGAUGGUCAAAAUUGUGUCUGCACUGAACUAUCUUUUCAUUUCCAGACAUUUGGACCGUAUCUUAGGUGGCUGAGGCUUUACAGAAACUUGUGUGAUUAUAUUAGAGAUAGAUCCUCAUCGGCCUCCUAUGUUUCUGAUUUCUUAUAA
Eruca vesicaria subsp. sativa (arugula) is the source of this 390-nucleotide messenger RNA. Lineage: Eukaryota; Viridiplantae; Streptophyta; Magnoliopsida; Brassicales; Brassicaceae. The record is from the annotation of a GenBank genome assembly.